CCUGGACUUGUUUAAAGAGGCCGGCCAGUCACUUCCAAAGUCUGUCUUGGUAAUGGACCUGCUUCCUUAGGGAGAACCUUCUUGGGAUCAACGAAAAAGCAAAAGGCAAAUGGACUGCCAUCCCGACUGGGACAAAGAGUCAAACGUUACCUCAGGAGGCCAUAAUGGAAGGACAGCAUGGAAGGAACAGUAACCCCACCGGGAUGGUUGGCGAUCCUUAUCCCAGUCAAGUCCAAGAUAUGGCUCUAUCUGGAAUUUCCUUUUCUGUGAGGUUGUGGUGUCUCUUCACGGGUAUGUGGUUUCUUCAAACCACACUCCUACCCGAAGCAUCAGAGUGGGAGACAUUGUGCUUCCCAGAUUAUAACGCCUCAUUCUUCUGUUUUGAAGAUUUUGGUGAUACUUACAAUGUCUGUGUUCAAACAAUAUCUGGUGAUGACCAACUCUCAAUAAAAAGUCUUCCUGGUUGUCCUAAUGAAAGAACAUUAAGCAUUUCCUUUUCCAAAAACGUAACGACAGGCACUGCAAACUCUUCCCAAAAUAAAACCUGUACUGAAACACCUGUGAGCAAAAGUUUUUUACUGCUUGGAAUUCAACAAAUUUUAAACGGAAAAUAUUCCAACAACUGCAUUCCAGCAACACUGAGUGUUAUGAACAUCUCAGUCUUAUUGAAUACAGAAUUUAAUAUUUCUUGCUAUAAUGAAACUAUACAAAAUGUUUCCUGGUUCAAAAACUCUACUCAGAUCUCCUCAAGCAACAUCAGCAACAAUAUGCUGCAUCUUGGGAAAGCAACAAUGGACCAAAAUGGAACGUACUUCUGCGUUGGCACAUCUGCGUCUGGACUAGUAUUGGCCAUGAUACAAGUGACAAUUACUGCAUCCAAAACCAAUCCGCCAUCAUUUGUAUUAAUAAUUAUCUGUGGAGUGAUUGCAGUUUUCUUUCUGCUUGGCUUCAUAUUGCUAAUGAGAUGUGCAGCUAAUCAGGCAAAUGUCAAGUCACAGUCAAGAGCACGUAUGGACUCCAAUGUGACCAGCACCAUGGAAUAUUGAGCAAGAUAAUUAUAAAGUUUAUAAACACUGGCCUUUUGAUGAAGAAAAAGCAGAACACUGUGAGCAAAAAGUGACUGUCUGUCCCAUCUUAGGCUAAAUAAUGGAGGUACCCGUCUUCCUCUGAUGAAUGAGUCACCCGAUUUGAGUGGCUAACCUUCUUCACUUGUCCUGUACAUACAUCAUAGACUAUGCAUUGUUAAUUUGUCAUUUUUUUUGUAAUAAUUUUUUGUAAUGUCAUUUAUAACUGUAUAUAUUUCAUGGUAUCAAAUAGCUACCUUGCAGUUUAAAAGCUAUAAAAGGUAUGUUAGAUAAUCUUGUAUUUUUUUCUUUAAUUUGAAUUUCAUAUUUAAAAUCCUGUAUAAUUUUUACCUAGACAAAUGAAAAGUUUACAUAAAAAAUGAUUAUUAGGAAUUAUUAUGUUGAUAUGUUUUCUAUAUAUUUUCUCUGGAAUGCUUGGCGACAGUGGGGUGGUAUUCAGUCAUGCAUGCCAAAGAUAAGGGUAUUUAAUUUAAAUUAUUCAUACUGCUUAAGAUUCUCAUUUAAAACUGUCAUCUCUGCCCUCAUGCCCAGCAUUCAUUGGGCAUUCUUAAAGAGAAUAAAUAAAAAUGUACA
Polypterus senegalus (gray bichir) is the source of this 1658-nucleotide messenger RNA. RefSeq lists its product as uncharacterized. Lineage: Eukaryota; Metazoa; Chordata; Cladistia; Polypteriformes; Polypteridae. The transcript is spliced from 9 exons. Bases 165 to 1046 code for a protein of 293 amino acids. The record is from RefSeq and is a predicted model, not a curated record.